This is a messenger RNA of Plasmodium reichenowi, 414 nucleotides long. Its product is annotated as putative protein, unknown function. NCBI's taxonomy places the organism in Eukaryota, Apicomplexa, Aconoidasida, Haemosporida, Plasmodiidae. The coding region runs from base 1 to 414 and encodes 137 amino acids. The record is from RefSeq and is a predicted model, not a curated record. The transcript is spliced from 2 exons.
AUGAGCGCAUUAACAAUAUCUUCAUACGAAUUUAUACCAUAUUCUAAAAUCCUAAAAUUGUUAAUAUCGUUAAUUACAAAAAAUUAUUUUGGAUUAUCAUAUUUAGAUGAUGACAUACCUUAUAUAUAUUUCUGUAUCGUAUUUGCAUUUGGAUUUAUAAUACAACAUGGAUUCGGCCUUCUAGAAAAGAAACAAAUAAAAAAGAUGGAAGAUAAAUUAGAAAAAAUAUCAAAAGACACCAAAGUAAAUAAUGAAAAUAACAACAAUAAUAAUAUUAAUGAUGGUCGUGAUGAUGAAGAUGAUGAUAUAUUUUAUGAUGCUCUUGAUACAUUUUAUACAUCACAUGAAUUAUUAGGUGCAUCUAGUGCUUCUCUUCCUUUGAAGAACACGGAAAUUAAGGAAAUUAAUCAAUAG